Messenger RNA from Podarcis raffonei (Aeolian wall lizard), 1218 nucleotides. It is a transcript of the gene TPGS1, whose product is annotated as tubulin polyglutamylase complex subunit 1. Bases 43 to 927 code for a protein of 294 amino acids. The transcript is spliced from 2 exons. The record is from RefSeq and is a predicted model, not a curated record. Gene Ontology annotation, molecular function: microtubule binding. Gene Ontology annotation, biological process: protein polyglutamylation. Lineage: Eukaryota; Metazoa; Chordata; Lepidosauria; Squamata; Lacertidae.
ACUCAAGAUGGCGGCCGUCGCUAAGCGGCGCCCUCAGACAAAAUGGCGGCCAGCGAGAAGCGGCGCUCGGCGGCGGCGGCCGGCGGGAGCGACCCGGCCCGGCCGUCCCUUCCCUCGAACGGCGCCCCGUCGGAGAGCGAGGCGGAGUUCCUCCUGCAGGCGGGCGUGAGCGACAUGGUCCGCGAGGCCCUCCUGAAGGUGCUGGAGGCGCGGCCUGACGAGCCCGUCGGCUUCCUGGCCGGCUACUUCGAGAGGCUGGCGCAGGGCGGCCCUGAGGAGGCCGAGGCGGGAGAGGCCUUGUCGGCGGCCGACGGCGGCGGGGAGCCCCGGGGGCUGCUGCGGGGGCGCCUCGGACGGGCCUUGUGGUACCUGAGCCUGGCUCACCACUCCCACAGGAUGGCCUUUAACAACAACGUCAGUGUGGCCUACGAUUCCUUGUCCGCCGCCGGCAGGCGCAAGAAGCCUGGAGUCAGUGGGAAGCUCUACAGCGAGCUGCUGAGACUGAUGUGCCAAGACAAGGGCACGCCAGAAGACAUCGCUCUGCCCCUGCUGAGCAAGGUCGCCUGCCGAGACCACGAGGCGGUGCCCUUUGACAUCUUCCGCUACGGCGUCCUCACCUGCCUGGUCCUCCUCGAAUUCCUGGCCAAGGCGGACUUGCUUUUCAACGCACUGUGCGGCGGCUCGGGGGUGGCGGACAAACGAGUCUGUGCGGCGGUCCUGGGGACCCUGGAAGACGCCCUUUGCCCCGCCGAAGUCGCAGCCCCCAUCCGCUUCCUGGAGGCCGGGUCCAAGCUUGGGCCGGAUUGCUUGGCUUCGGCCAUGGACAAAGCCCUGGGUGAGCGGAAGCCAAGCGUGGCCAUGGAGAAAGAGGAGUUCCUCCAGAGAGCCUCGUCCAUCUUCGUGGCGAGAGUGAAACCCGUCGAAUGAGCUCUGAAGUGGGGCAGGUGGGUUUGUGUGUGUGUGCUUCGUCUGGUUCCCUGAUCACCAACCUGGCUGUUCAUCUAGGAUGGAGAAACAAUGCCGACUUCUUGUUUUGGGCCGGCGAUGGAGAGAGAUCGAAACGGAGCAACAAUUUACCGACUUUGCUUUCUGAGGUUCAGUAGAGCUGCAUGACUGAUGUCCGAAACUGCUGCUCUUUCUUGAGUAAAUCUCAUGUCAAACACUGGAUAGGCUUGAAGGAUGAUGGAGAUAUUUAAAUUGGGUUAUUUAUAUUGCAAA